Molecule: messenger RNA, 501 nt
Organism: Prosopis cineraria
Lineage: Eukaryota; Viridiplantae; Streptophyta; Magnoliopsida; Fabales; Fabaceae
Product: RING-H2 finger protein ATL11-like
Exons: 1
Coding region: 1-501 (166 amino acids)
Biological process (GO): protein ubiquitination
Source: RefSeq, a predicted model, not a curated record
AUGGGAUUGCCUGAUUAUGCUUCAAUUCUGAUCGUAGCAGCCCUGAUAGCUGCACUUUUAUUCUUCAGUCUCACCAUGCUUAGUUGGUGUACCUACAGAAGUAUUGAUCUUAUACAAUCUAUUCCAUCCACAACAGCAAACUUACCUCUUGAUAACAAGCUCCAAUGCUGCAGCAAAAGCCUAGAGUCUCAUUCCAAGACAUUCCAGUACAAAGUUGCAGAAACUGUACAAGGCACUGAUCAGACAGAAUGUAUCGUCUGCUUGACACCCUUUGAAGAAGGAGACUCUGUGAGGCAGCUUCAUAGCUGCAAACAUAUCUUUCAUAUGAUUUGCAUUGACACUUGGCUUGCCUCUCAUUCUGCCUGCCCUUUGUGCAGAAACCAGAUAGACCAUGUGCCUUCUCCUCCAAGUGCCACUGAGGAAGUGUCCCCUCCAAUAAGGUCUCUGGCUUCAGAGGAAAAUGGCCACAAUCAGAUUAUCUUGUUCCUUGUCAGCUCCUGA